UCCUUCCGUUCCCCGGCCGCCUCCGGCGACCCCACCCCCGCCACGCGCCGGCCGGCCGCCCCGGACUCGCGCUCGCCGAGGGAGGGGCGGGAUGGGGCUGCUUCGGGGGUUCUCGGUGGGGGCCGUGAUGAAGCGGAUGUGCAAGGCGGUGCUGAAGAAGGGGCUCGGGGAUCUGUUCCUCGGCGAGCUCGACCUCGACCAGCUCGACCUGCAGCUCACCCGCGGCACGCUCGAGCUCACCGACCUCGCGCUCAACGCCGACUACAUCAACAGCCAGCUAUCAGGAUUAUCUAUCAUGGUGAAAGAAGGAUCAAUAAAAUCUCUGCUGGUUAAAUUUCCUCUACAGUUAAAGAGUUGUGAGAUUGUAGUGGAAGACUUGGAGCUUGUGCUCGCUCCAUCUGUUGCUAUUGAAAUUCCACCUGUAGUUGCUGAAUGCUCUGUUUCUGGUAAUAGUAGUUCCACACAGGCAUCAGUCAACACCAAAAGAAAUGAAUCUGAUAAACACUGUUCUACAUCUGCAUCUCGAGAUGUGGAUGAGGGUGUCAAGAGAAUAGCCAAUGCUGUCAAGUGGUUUCUUACAAACUUCAAAAUCAAGUUUAAAAAUACAUAUGUUGUAUUUGAUCCUCAGACCAUUUUGGAUAACAAGAUCUCAGAAUUUAACCGAUCACUUGUUUUCCGGGUUAAAGAGAUAGAAUUUGGAACUAAUCUUUCAACAGAUGGUCUUGUCAAGUUGAAUAAUUUCGUAACGUUCCAUGAGGCGGUGAUCGAGUUCUUGAAAAUGGAUGAUGUUGAUGUACUUCAUCAGAAUGGUUUGGAUAAAGCAACAGCUGACAUCUCAUCAGGUCAUAGUACUACCUCGGUCUUGACAGGUCCUAUUGGUGGAUUCUCAGGGACAUUGAACUUAAGCAUCCCGUGGAGUAAUGGAUGCUUGAACCUUAAGAAAAUCGACGCAGAUGUAUCUGUUGAUUCAUUAGAGUUGCUGUUACAAAUCAGCAGUAUCCAGUGGUUCAUGGAUGUGUGGGAUUCUCUCCAUAGGAAUCAAGCAAUUGAACAGAUUCGUCCCCAUAAUACGGCAGAUAUGUCCUUGAGCACCUCCAGAUCUGCCUUAAGCACUUUGAAGUCAGGUUUAGAUUCAGUGAUGAUCAGGAGGGAAGACACAGACCAGAUUGCACUUUCACAAAACAGGCAAGACAAAUAUCAGGAUUCUUUUCUAACUAAGGCACAUGUUAUUCAAGACUGGAUUCCGGAGCUCGUUGUUCACGAGGAUCAAGGUGACCCUGAUUCAGAUUGUGACGAAAGCAUUGAUCAGUUCUUUGAAUGUUUUGAAGAACUGAGGAACUCCCAGACUAAUUUAGGAAAUAGCGGCAUAUGGGACUGGACGUGUUCAGUAUUCAACGCAAUUACUUUUGCAUCCACUUUAGCUUCUGGAUCAGAUCAAGUUCCUAAAGAAGCGCCGAUUGAGAAAACGUUACGGGCUUCCAUUGCUGAGAUAUCUGUCAUUCUCUUGUUCAGCGAUGAAAUGGAUACUGGCGAUUCCAGUGUUCCUGUCAGUCUCGUCAAUGAUAUGAGAAAUUCCGAAAUGUUCUCGAGCUGCCUUUCCUCCCCGCAGAUUGAACAAUCGAUGAUGUAUCCUGCUACUGCUUCCAGCUUAAAUAUGCAUCAUCUUGAAGCCAAGUGUCAGAACAUUCAUCUUGAACUUGAGACAUAUCCCAAAAAAUUAGGGUUCAAGGCAUUGAUUGCCCACAUGAAGCUUGAUGAAUACUACAGUACUAACCAUGAUUCAAAUCACUUACACCUUGGCACUGCUUUCUUAAAUAAUAAUUUCUGUAGAGAAGUUCAAGCUGCUCUCCCUGAAUUCCCAUUUGCUGCUCAAGAUUAUUGGGUAGAAACAGCUGGAAGCUCUUCCCGCCGUUCAGAAAAAUUCAUUAAGGUUGAGCUGCUAAAAACAUUUGGUGAGUCCACAUUCCAUUAUGAUGUCAGUAGCACAGAUCAAGAUGGCAACUCAGUAAGCACAACUUCACUGUCCAUAUAUUUGGCUCCUUUGACUUCGUGGGUGCACUUCCAUACAGUAUACAUGAUACUGAAUUUUGUCAGUAAAGUCGAGUCUGAUGUGUUACAUGGAGAGCAUAGACUUAAUAGGGAUGGGGAUGAAAGAAGCAGCAAACUGGCUAAUACUUCCUCAAGCGACUCUCUGAAGGUUCAGAUAGCCCCAUCACAUGCAAGAAUCGUCUUUUGCUUUCCUUCUGAGCCCUCAUGGGACUUAGGUCGCCCGUCAAUCCUGGAUAAGUUCCUUGUCAUCGACCACACGACAUCUCAUAACUCAGCAGAAGCCUCUUCCCCACUUCGAAAUGAAAGGUUUAAUGAUGUCCAUCCAAGCACACAAUCUACUUCACUCCAUUUGGCUACCGGGAACUUUGACAUCUACUUGGUUAAACCCUCCAGUGCAUUGGAUGGUAUAUGUGCUUUAAGUAGGCAAACUUUCUCUGCUCUGAAGAUUUUAUCUGUGACUAGAUCUGAUUAUGAGGACUCCAGCAUUAGAAUGAUCCGAAAAAACCACCCUGUAACUUGCCCUGAGAUGGUGAGCAAAGUUUGGAGUUUGCCGAGCCUACAUGAUCAGAAGAUUACUCAGAAAGAAAAUAAUAAAUGGGUCGGUGUUGCCUCUUCUACAACUUCACAAGAUCUUGUAGAGUCAAGUCUCAGUAUUCGCCAGGAACUCAUUCGGAGCACUGAGUUCUUGCUACAUGUCCAACUUCCUUGUGUUUCUGUUCAUCUCAAUAAGAAGGAUUGUGGACUACUUAAUCAGCUGCUAGAUCACGUACUCGACGGGCUUUCAGAUGGAGCACCACACAGUUCUGAAAAUGUCAAGGACAAAAAUAACGAAAUUGCCAUUCAAACAUCUGUCACCUUUGAAUGCAGCAUGUUAGAUAUUUGUACUGAGUUGGAUGAAACUAUGGAAGUUGGUCCAUCGUUGCAGACAGAACUAGAAGGUUCUUGGAAUCGCCUUAAGUUAUCCAUUUCAAAAUUGUCUCUGUGCUCCUUCUCUAAUGUUGGUGGGGUCAAGAAUACCAGUUUUCUUUGGGUGAAUCAUGGUGAAGGUGAGCUUUGGGGUUCGGUUACCGGUACAGAUGAUAAAACCUGUGAAGAAAGCAAAGAUUUUCUUCUAGUUAUUUGCAAGGAUUCUGCUAGCAGGAGGGGUGAUGGUGAAGGUAACAAUGUAUUGUCUUUUGGUACUGCUGGCUGUUCCGUGACCCACAUCAGGAACCCAAACCUACAAGAGAAUUAUACUUCUGUCAAUGUUCGUUCUGGGACAAUUGUGGCACCUGGUGGACGUAUGGAUUGGGUCAGUGGAAUAUCUUCGCUGUUCAGUUCAGGUUCAAGUGGAACUGAACAAUCCAAGAACAGUAGUAGCACAAAUAAUUCACAGGCUGGCGAACCAUUUUGGUCCUCUUUUUUUCUCGAGUUAGCCGAUGUUGCUCUGAGCUAUGAACCUCACCUGAAAAAUUCCUCAUUCAAUGCUGACGCUCCGGACUGCAAGUUUUUCUCAUGCCUUUUAGCUGCAUCAUCAUUUAAACUUCAUAAUAAAUCUGCAUCAGAUUCUGCAGCUACUGAUUUUGAUAUCCAACUGCGAGAUCUCGGUCUUCUCAUUUGUGAAUCGUCUGGUUCCAAAAAUGUCACUUGUGGUUAUGAUGUUGAGUACCUUCGUCAAAUGGGCUAUGCUAAGAUUGGCCAUAACACAUUCAUUGAAGCUGCUCUAAGAACUGAUACUUCCUUUUGGAAACUUGAAAUAUCCGAGUCACUGUUUGAUAUUGGGACAUGUCGUGAUACAACACAUGGUCUUGUUCGUUUGGUUUCCCAACUACAAAAGCUAUAUGCUCCGGAUAUGCGGGACGCUUUAGCUCAUCUUCAAUCUAGGUGGAAUAUUGUCCAACAGGCAAACGCACAAAAUAUGCCCAGUGAUGCAUCAGAUAUGUCAGAGAGCACUGACAACUUGGCAGAUUCGGGAGAGUGCAAGUCAGAUGGUCUGCUUGAUGACAUAAUUGAGGAUGCUUUUUACACUGAUCAGGCCUACACAGACUACAAUUUUUGGGACAGAAAUUGUCAUAACUCGAGCAGCAGUGAAAUGAAUGCUGAAUAUGAGAUGAAUAUGGCGAACCCUGAGGCAGCUGAUGUCGGUGUUUCACAAAUAGUCGCCCCAAAAGCGAAUACUGCCCAAAUACCAAUUAAGCAGAAUUCCUGUCCUGAGCAAAUCAUUGACUCUUAUUAUAUGCCUGAUCUUCUAAAUUCAUCAUUGUCAUCAUCUCCUUGUAAUGUAAACCAUCAGUCGUCUGGUGAUGAUGCUCGUAAAACCAUGGACUGUGAUGAUGGUGGAUGGUACAACAAUAGCCCCUUGACGAUAGUUGAAAACCAUGUUUACAAAAGGAACAGCCCACAUGGAGAGCAUGUGUACCAACAAGAAGGCAAGCCUGCUGUUUGCAGCUUGAAUUCUGAUGAAUCUUGUAAUCUGAAAGGCAAGAUUCUUAUUCAUGAUAUAGACGUUAAGUGGCGCAUGUAUGCUGGUGAUGACUGGCCAUUGGCUCACAAUGAUUCAACUAGCCACCUAUGCUCAAAUGGAAGAGAUAGGAGUUCUUCUUUAGAAUUCAUCGUGUCAGGACUCGGUGUGCAAUUUGAUAUGUAUCCAGAUGGGGCAGUUUCUGUUUCUAGGUUAUCCAUCUCCGCUCAGGAUCUAAAUCUUUGUGACCAAAAUACCCAUGCUCCAUGGAAAAUGGUUCUCGGAUGCUACAGCUCAAAGGAUUACCCAAGAGAAUCUUGCUCGACUGCAUUCAAGUUAGAACUAGAGUCUGUAAGACCUGAACCACAGGCUCCUCUAGAAGACUACAGGUUAUGCCUCGAGAUUUUGCCUCUUCAAUUGCAUCUUGAUCAAGGGCAACUGAACUUCCUCAUCAGUUUCUUCCAGAAUGACUCAAUUAACAACAACCCUCAUGUGCCUUGCGAAAAUGAGAUUGUUGGUAUGGACAGCACAACCUACGGAAGCACUACAAUUGUGGAUGAAGCAUUACUUCCUUUUUUCCAGAAAUUCGAUGUGAAGCCUCUGGUUCUGCAUAUUAAUUAUAUUCCUCGUCAGUUUGAUCCUAUUGCACUAGGUAAAGGAAAUUAUGCAGAGCUUCUCAACAUCCUUCCAUGGAAGGGAAUCGAUUUAAAGCUUAAGAAUGUUUCUGCAAUGGGUGUUUAUGGGUGGAAUAGUAUAUGUGAAACAGUAGCUGCAGAGUGGCUGGAGGACAUCUCCAAGAAUCAGGUCCAUAAAGUGUUAAAAGGUCUUCCUCCUAUAAAGUCAUUAGUUGCCGUUGGUUCAGGCACUAAGAAAUUGGUCUCCUUACCAAUCAAAAGCUACAAGAAGGACCGGAAGUUGCUCAAGGGAAUGCAAAGAGGUGCUGUUGCUUUCAUCAGAAGUGUAUCCAUCGAAGCUGUAGGCCUUGGUGUCCAUUUGGCAGCGGGAGCUCAUGAUAUGCUUUUGAAGACAGAGCGUGCCCUUACCGCUGUUCCGCCGCCUUUAACCUCACGUGAAGCAAAAAAAACCAAAGAAAACAUAAGAGCUAACCAGCCUGAGGGUGCACAUCAAGGGUUGAAGCAGGCCUAUGAAAGUUUAACUGAUGGGUUUGGAAGGACAGCUUCUGCUUUGAUUGGGAAUCCUAUCAAGGUUUAUAAUCGUGGGGGUAGCACUGGAUCAAUACUGGCUACUGCAAUCUGUGGAGCUCCAGCUGCUGCAGUAGCUCCAGUAUCAGCUUCUGCUCGUGCUAUGCACUAUGCACUUCUUGGGCUAAGGAACAGCCUUGAUCCUGAACACAAGAAAGAAUCUGCGUACAAAUAUUCCGGGCCUUCUCAAUCGUAGACUUGCAGUGCGGAGGAGGUUGGUUAACCAUUGUCCUAUUAUGGAAGAAAACUGGUUGCCCGUGUUCAGUUUCAUCAAAUGGCAACAUGCAAACUUGUGCAGUGAAAUGAGAAUUCUGUACUGCUAGAGAUCCUUAACCCGAAGAAUCUAUCAGCAUCAGCUGGCCUGGUCUUUCUGGAGUUUCUAACACGUCUGUGCAGGUGUACAGCUGUAUGAUAGGUUGUAUGUGGCGUCAAAACCCGUCUAUAGUAUGUAUAUAUAUAAAUUAAUACACAACACGGUUGUAGUCACCGCACCGUUUCCACCUCGGGUGGAAGUUUUGUAAACCCCUAGCUUAGGCAUUGACCUAAGGUCGAGGGAGGGGAUCAGGGGGGAUGGCUCCAAUUUUGUACAUAAUUUGGUUGCUUUCUGAGUUGUGCAGAUGUAAAUAACUCUUGUUUCGGUUGCCGGUAUGUUUGUUGGCUUGCUAAACCGCCGAUGAUAUGUUUCUCUUGCUUUGCAAGUGUAUAUUAUUGUUACCAGAUUU
Hordeum vulgare subsp. vulgare (domesticated barley) is the source of this 6413-nucleotide messenger RNA. Its product is annotated as autophagy-related protein 2-like. NCBI's taxonomy places the organism in Eukaryota, Viridiplantae, Streptophyta, Magnoliopsida, Poales, Poaceae. The record is from RefSeq and is a predicted model, not a curated record. Gene Ontology annotation, molecular function: phosphatidylinositol-3-phosphate binding. Gene Ontology annotation, cellular component: phagophore assembly site; extrinsic component of membrane. The coding region runs from base 92 to 5887 and encodes 1931 amino acids. The transcript is spliced from 13 exons. Gene Ontology annotation, biological process: autophagy of mitochondrion; reticulophagy; piecemeal microautophagy of the nucleus.